Messenger RNA from Heteronotia binoei (common prickly gecko), 3669 nucleotides. It is a transcript of the gene ZNF384, whose product is annotated as zinc finger protein 384. The record is from RefSeq and is a predicted model, not a curated record. NCBI's taxonomy places the organism in Eukaryota, Metazoa, Chordata, Lepidosauria, Squamata, Gekkonidae. Gene Ontology annotation, cellular component: nucleus. Gene Ontology annotation, molecular function: DNA-binding transcription activator activity, RNA polymerase II-specific; RNA polymerase II cis-regulatory region sequence-specific DNA binding. Gene Ontology annotation, biological process: regulation of transcription by RNA polymerase II.
GGGGCCGGGUGGGGGCCGGGGCAUGGGCAGCGGGCGAGGGAACAUGAGCGGGUGUCUUCGGCAAGGGUCGCUUCCGGGGUUGAGUCACCCGGAAGCGGAAGAGGACAAGGGCUGUCUCCUGUCCGCCUGGCUGUCUGGGGGAGCGGCGUCGGCGGGAGGCGGCGGAGGUGGCGUCGUCGGCGGCCCCGGGGCCGGCCCCUCGCAGCUGGUGGCCCGAGCGCCGCUGGACUCCGCGUCGGCGCGGCCCUUGUUCCCCGCCUCAGCCCGGACGGGGCGGAGAGUGAGGGGCCGCGGGCGGGCUAGAAUGGAAGAAUCUCACUUCAACUCCUCUCCGUAUUUCUGGCCUGGGGUGCCCACGGUCUCUGGACAGAUUGACAACAGCAUGUUCAUCAACAAGAUGAAGGAGCAGCUGUUGCCCGCAGAGAAAGGCUGCGGCCUGGCUCCCCCCCACUAUCCUGCCCUGUUGACCGUCCCCACCUCCGUGGCCCUGCCGACCAGCAUCUCCAUGGAGUCCGACACCAAGCCGGAGCAGCUCACCCCGCACAGCCAAGCCCCCGUGACGCAGAACAUCACGGUGGUGCCUGUGCAGUCGGCCGGGCUCAUGACAACAGGCCCUGGUCUGGUGAUCACUUCUCCCUCUGGAUCGUUGGUGACCACAGCUUCCUCCGUGCAAACCUUCCCCAUCUCGGCGCCAAUGAUCGUCUCGGCCCUCCCGCCCGGUUCCCAGGCCGCCCUCCAGGUCGUCCCUGACCUUUCCAAGAAGGGGGGCGCCGCCCUUGCCGAGGGAGGGGCAGCCAGCGGGGCCGGAGGCAUCACUCCCAAAGCGCCUCGAGGUCGGAAAAAGAAGCGCCUGCAGGAGUCCGGCUUGCCUGAGAUGAGCGAUCCUUUUGUGCUGUCGAAUGAGGACGACGACGACCAGCACAAAGAUGGCAAGACCUACAGGUGCCGGAUGUGUUCCCUGACCUUCUACUCCAAGUCGGAGAUGCAGAUCCACUCCAAAUCCCACACGGAGGCCAAGCCGCACAAGUGCCCCCACUGCUCCAAGAGCUUCGCCAACAGCUCCUACCUGGCCCAGCACAUUCGUAUCCACUCGGGGGCCAAGCCCUACACCUGCAGCUACUGCCAGAAAGCGUUCCGCCAGCUCUCCCACCUACAGCAGCACACACGGAUCCACUCCAAGCUCCACACAGCGAUUGUCAAGCCACACAAGUGCCCUCACUGCUCCAAGAGCUUCGCCAACACGUCCUACCUGGCCCAGCACCUCCGCAUCCACUCGGGGGUCAAACCCUACACGUGCCGUUACUGCCAGAAGGCGUUCCGCCAGCUCUCCCACCUGCAGCAGCACACACGGAUCCAUACUGGAGACCGGCCCUACAAAUGCGCUCACCCGGGGUGUGAGAAGGCUUUCACACAGCUCUCCAAUCUGCAGUCACACAGACGGCAACACAACAAAGACAAACCAUUCAAGUGCCACAACUGCCACCGUGCAUACACAGACGCCACCUCGCUGGAGGUUCACCUGGCCACUCACACAGUGAAGCACGCCAAGAUCUACAACUGCUCUAUGUGCAAUCGGGCCUACACCUCAGAGACAUACCUGAUGAAGCACAAGCGGAAACACAACAUCCCGGACCCCCAGCAGCAGGUGGCCCAGGUGCAGGCGCAAGUGCAGGCCCAGGUGCAGGCGCAGGUGCAGGCGCAGGUGCAAGCUCAACGCAGGCAAUCACAGCAGCAGCAACAGCAGCAGCAACAGCAGCACUUCCAGUCACAGGGGGGCGGGGCGGCGGGGGGCCCGUCUGGGGACAACAACCCUCCCAACCCCCCGCCCCAGUGUUCCUUUGACCUUUCCCCUUACAAGACUUCUGAGCACCACAAGGACAUCUGCCUCACAGUUAGCACCAGCGCCAUCCAAGUGGAACACCUUUCUAGCUCCUAGAGACCUUGGCAGAAAGGAGCAGAAAACUUGUGGUGCAGAGCCCGUGCUCAAGGGGGGCAUUUCUCAUGUGAUGGCCUCUUCUCAUGCAACAGCCUUUGGCCCUCUUCUAUCACAGUUUCCCUCUGGGGGAGGGGAACGGGCGGGUUAGAUCCGUUUAAUGGCCUCUCCCCUCUCAGCAGCGACCCCUUAACGCCUGUGGGGCACUGUGGUGGGCUUGAAUGGGGAAAGGAGCUCCCUUUUUGUCGGGAGGGGUCCUUUCCUUCGGCAAGCAUCUUUGGUUUGUCAAAGAAGGCCUCCCCCCCAUUUCUUUCUCCUUUUUUUAAGGUGAAAGCGCCCCCAUCUCCCUUCUGGUACCUGAUGAGGAACGAGGGGUGGCUAACGGACGGGAGGGACUUCAACUUUGGCUGGUUGCUGAGUACCGAGGGCACGCAACAGGGAGACUCCUGAAGGGUGUCGAGUGGAGAAAAUUGGCUCUCUCUCUCUCUCUCUCUCUCGUUUUUAUAUCCCCCUCCCUUCUUUAUGAGGAGGAGGAGGAGGAGUUAUCGCUCCGGGGCCACGCACCAGAUGUACCCAUUGCGCAGAACCACGGGGACAAAGGAAAUGAGGGAUAUUGCUGGGGCUGGAGGUCCGCCUGGACUCGUGUCGGCCUUCUCUACUGUUGCGGAGGGGUGUGUUGGGUCUGCCGCCCCCCACCCAGCCGCCUCCACGAGGACUCGGAGGGGGGGAGGGAGAGACUGCAGCUCUCGCACCUUUUUUUUUUUUUUGCAGCUUCUGCACCAUCUCAAUACCACAAAAUUCCAACCAAAAAAACAAAAAAAAAAGCGGCCAGUGGUAACGAGUGCCAAAACGAACGUGGUCUCCUCUCUCUCGCUUUCUCUCCCGGAGAGAGGGGCAGAAGUGGUGGUCCUCCCAUCUCCCCCCCCGCCAGGCUGCUGCCCCUUCCUACCCCGCGGCAGCUAACUGGAGAUCGUUUCGUGGGGCCAGCGGGGAAGGAUACUGUUGAGCUGCUCCUCUCCUCUCGCAGCAUGGUGCUCCAGAUGCUUCCUUUGCUUUCUACGUCGCCGAGGCAGACAGGACUCGUGAGGGGGGGGCCACGGUGGUCCCCUUGGACAGCAGGAGCCUGUGGACCUCCCCCCCCCCCCGGAGGGCGGAUGCUGGCAGAAAGCGGACGCAAAAGUGGUCUCUCCUGCCCUUCGCAGAGACCAAUGACAAGGGGAGGGAACAUAAAAAGCAAAAGACUCAAGCCCUCCACCCCCAUUGAAUUGAUAUAUAUCUAUAGAUAUAUAAAUAUAUAUAGAUAUCUAUUCACACCCCUACUCUACCCAGCCUGAUCUUGUUUCCUUGCAGUAAUUGUUUCUAUCUGUGUUUAUAAAACGCAUUAUCUUUGAAUUUUUUUUUUAAAAAAAAUAUUCAAUCCUUCAUUUUUAAAGCCCCUCUUCAUGAAGUUAUGUCCCCUGAUGAUUUUUUUUUUUUGCUCUUCUCCCCUCCCUCACCUUGCUCCCCCCCCCCAUUUUUAAUAUUGUGGCUCCCUAUACCAAUCAUUUCAAUAUUCUGCAUCUCUCUUGGAUGACAGAGGGCAGAAAACGAGGACAGGAAAACAAACCUAAUUGAGUUUAUAAGGCGAGUAAAAGUAAUAAAAUAAAUAAAAGAUCCCCAGCGAGCAUACAAAUGCCAGGAGGGAGGGGGGGGAUGUUUAAUAUUGGUGCAUCCAAAUAAAUGGGAUCCGAUAUGUA